AUGGAACCUCUCGCGAUUAUCGGUUUGAGCGUCAAGUUUCCGCAAGAUGCAACGUCACCAGAAGAGUUCUGGGAGAUGCUGCGAGAGGGGAGAUCAGCAGCCUCAAAGGUCCCAGAAGACAGAUUCAAUGUUGACGCCUUCUAUCACCCAGACCCCAACAGGUUGGACAGUCUGCGUGUCCGUGACGCUCAUUUCAUGAAAGAAGACCCUCGCGCAUUUGACGCCCCGUUCUUCAACAUGUCGCCGGCAGAGGCUUCAGUCCUGGAUCCGCAACAACGUGGUCUGCUGGAGGGUGCAUAUCACUGUCUCGAGAACGCAGGCAUUUCAAUCCCCAAUAUUACCGGCUCCAACACAUCUGUUUUUGUGGCCUGCUUUGGGCGCGACUACGAUGCUUUCAUUGCGCGGGACGUCGAAUCAAUGUCCCGUUACCAUGCCACAGGCAGCGGCAGCAGCAUGCUGGCCAACCGCAUAUCUCAUGCCUUUGAUCUGAGAGGUCCUUCAAUCACUGUCGAUACUGCCUGCUCGGCAGGUUUAUCGGCCUUCCACCUGGCCUGUCAAAGUGUGCGCAGUGGCGAAAGCGACCUCUCACUUGUCUGCGGCGGCAACACGUACCUGACACCUGAAUCGCUCACGAUUCCUCUGGAUGACGCCGGGUUUUUGUCACCAGACGGCCGCUGUUACAGCUUCGAUCACAAGGCCAACGGCUACGCACGGGGUGAAGGUUUCGGCUGUGUCGCGGUGAAGAAAUUGAGCCAUGCCAUCCGUGACGGCAACGUCAUUCGCGCCGUUGUCAGAGCCACGGGUGUGAAUCAAGACGGGAAAACACCAAGCAUCACCCAGCCCAGUCUAGAGGCCCAGAUCGCUCUUAUCCGUAAGACGUAUGAGCAAGCAGGACUGGGUUUCUCGACGACCGAGUACGUCGAGGCUCACGGCACAGGGACGGCUGUCGGAGACCCGAUCGAAGCCAGAGCUAUCGGAGAAGUCUUCCGCAAAUCGAGAAGAACGCCUUUGCAUAUUGGCUCGGUCAAGAGCAACAUCGGGCACCUCGAAGGUGCCAGUGGCCUCGCCGGCAUCAUCAAGACUGUUCUCGUCCUGGAGAAUGGAAUUAUCCCCCCAAUCUGCAACUUUGAGAAAGUCAACCCCGCCAUCAGCGAGGAAGAGUUGCGACUCAGCUUUCCAACCAAUGCCGUCUCUUGGCCAAACGCUGGCCUGCGUAGGGCAUCCGUCAGCUCUUUCGGAUACGGCGGUUCCAAUGGACACGUUAUUCUGGAGGACGCUGGUAAUUACUUGCGUAUCCACGGUCUCCAAGGACACCACAAGUCUGUCGACAUGUCGUCUUCUCGGCUCCCAGUUGCCUCCACCAACAGCUCAUUGGACACACCAAGGUCGUCGGCUUCGUCGUCAGCAGAUGUUUCUCGUCUCAGUGGCAGCAACCUUGGUCUAAUUAGAAGUUUUUCCUCCAGGCUUGAGAACCUGGACUUAGGUACUCGUACAGAGACGAUAGGAAUCAUCCCCCUGAGCUCAGCAGACGAAGACGGCCCAUCUCGACUAGCGACUACCCUGUCAUCGCAUUUCAAGGACGUCAAGCACGACUUACUUGAUAUUCUCCACACACUAUCGCGUCAUAGAACUCAUCUUCCUUGGCGCUCGUUUGUUGUCAUGAAUUCCAGCGACGACCUCGAGACUCUGGCAGACUUCACGUCUCCGGCGGUGCGAGCCUCUCACAAUAAUCCCGUCCUUCACUUCGUCUUUACCGGACAAGGUGCCGCCUGGCCUCGUAUGGGUCUCGAUCUUCUUCGUUACGAAUCCUUCAAAGAGAGCGUCGUUGAUGCGGACAACUACCUCUCGUCGAAGCUUGGCAACCAAUGGAGCGUCCUAACUGAGCUGUCAAAGUCCCUAGCCGAAGCAAGCAGAAUAUCAAGCCCAGCACUUGCUCAGCCUCUUUGCACGAUCAUGCAGGUGGCCUUAGUUGACUUACUUCGUAGCUGGGGGGUCCAAGCUGCUGGAGUUUGUGGCCACUCAAGCGGCGAAAUCGCCGCUGCAUACUGUGCCGGUGCCCUCACCCGUGAGGAAGCCUGGCGCAUAGCCUUCUUCCGAGGCUUGGUCUCAGAAAAGCUCGCAGCAUCUCCCGAUAGCACCGGAAACAUGAUGUCUGCGGGACUCAGUGAGCAGGAAGCUAAGGUUAUGAUCACGGAAGAAGGUCUGGAAGACCACGUUGAGAUCGCCUGCGUCAACAGCCCCGUGAACGUGACGCUCUCGGGCACCACCGGCGGCCUCGACAAGCUCUGGGAUCGACUGGAUUGCGACAAGAAGUUCGUGCGCAGGCUCAACGUUGGCGUUGCAUACCACUCCAAGCAGAUGCUGCAGGUCUCGAACGAAUAUCUCGCGCUUCUCCAGGACAUGCCGAUCAAAGGGCAGGCAGAGACCACACGCGGCGGCGGCCCUACCAUGUUCUCCUCUGUCACUGGCUCUCAGAUCGCUUCCCUUCACGAGCUUCGCAAUCCUGCAUACUGGGUUUCGAAUCUCACGGGAACUGUACGGUUCUCGGAUGCGUUGGCAGCAGAUGUCCAGCACUUUAACCUGCAGUCGCGACGAGGACUUCAGGUUCUCCUUGAAAUCGGGCCUCAAGGCGCUCUUCGCCGUCCUGUUCAAGACACUCUCACGCCGCUACUGGGUGGCAAAGACAGGUGGUUUUACACGACCUUGCUCGACCCGAAGCUUGACGACACAGUUGCUACCCUUGGCGGCAUAGCACGUUUGUGGUGUACAGGUCUGGAUGUCGAUCUUUCAAAAACAGUGUCGUCGCCCAAAUCGGAGGAAGAAAUACCCGAGCAACUCGUCGACCUCCCCGCAUAUCCCUUCAACCACAGCAAGCUCUAUUGGGAGGAGAGUAGGCUUUCUGAAAGAUUUGCGCACCGUCAACAUCGGCGCCACGCGCUUCUCGGCCUCCGAGCUCGUGAUUGGAAUUCCAACGAAGCGAGCUGGCGACACAUUAUCCGCUACGACGAGAACCCGUGGAUCCUGGAUCACGCAAUCAACGGCUCAGCUGUGUACCCCGGGUCUGGUAUGAUCGUCAUGGCCGUCGAAGGCGCGAGACAAAUGACCAGUCCCGAAUUCCAGAUCAAGAAUUACCGGGUUGUCAAAACGCGUUUUCUCCGCGCUGUCAGUGUUGACACCUCUGAGCGAGGUGUCGAAGCCCAGCUGCAUAUGCGUCCCCGUAAGGACAUCAACAACAGUACCCUGUCGAAGUGGUACGACUGGCGAGUCUUCACCGAGGGGAGCGGGCACGAGUGGCUUGAGGCGGCACAUGGCAGCAUCCAGGUUGAGUAUGACGACUCCGGUAUUCCAGGCGCCAUCAGCCGCGAGCAGCGACAACAUGCUACCAUAAAGAGACAGUACAACGAGAUUGUCGAUGCCUGCAGGUUCAAGACAUAUCCCGACCAGAUGUAUGGAAACAUGCGUCAACUCGGGCUCGGAUACGGACCUUUCUUUGCCCGACUGCACGACAUUGUCUACGACAGAGACGGACACGCAGCCGCCAGCUUGAAACUGCGUGAUUACGCAGAAAGAAUGGUUUACGCUGAAGAAGACCCUUGCGUCAUUCACCCCACAACUCUAGAUGCGUUGUGCCAUCUGCAAAUGGCGGCGCUCUCGGCCGGCGGACUCCGGCCGAUCCCCACGAUGAUGUUCACGCAUUGCCAGGAGAUGUGGAUCAGCAACAAGCUCUUCGACCUGCCCGGAAACCCUCUGAUGCACGCAGCAUCGACACAGACGAUGCGCGGCUUCCGAGAGAGCGAGUUCGACACCGUCGCGGUGCUGGACGGGACCAACGAGCCAGUGGUGGUGAUCCGCGGUGAGCGAGGCACCGCCAUCACGAGCCUGGACGAUGCCGGCGAGACGCAAGAAGCGGACGCUGCUUGCUACUCGCUGGAUUUCCGUGCGGAUCUGUCGCUCAUGGCCAGUUCGACAACGACACACAACUAUCUCAUGAAUCACACAUUCCGGCGCUUUGAGCUGCCGGACAAAGAUCUCAUGGACCGCGCCGACGCAUUGUCCAUCUUUUACGUUGAGCAAGUGCUUGAUCAGCUUGAAGCCGAAGGCAUGCCGCAGUAUGGGGACUACCGUGACUUGUACAUCAAGUGGAUGCAGCGCGCCAGAUCGCAACGAGAAAAGUACGUUCCCGCUUCCAGGGGAAGACAUGACUUGGAUGGAAAGGCCUUGGCUGCGUCCCCCGAGCCGACGGAGCCUACCACUCGUCUGGUUCAUAAAGUCGGCGAGAACUUGUACGACAUCCUCACUGGGAAAGCGAACGUCAUGGAAGUCUUGUUCGAAAACCGUCUUGUUGAUGAUUACUAUUCGGCCGAGAUGUUCAAGAUCCAUGCGCAUCGCGUCGGCGCUUACAUUGAAAUUCUCGCGCAUGCGAACCCUUACCUCAAGAUCCUUGAAAUCGGUGCGGGCACUGGAAGUUCCGCCGCUGGCGUUUUGCCGUACCUUGUAUAUGACCAAGGUAGCGGGAGGGAACUCAAACGUCUUUCCGAGUAUGUGUACACGGAUGUCUCAACUGGGUUUUUCGAGAAUGCCAGAGAACGCUUUGCGAAGUACUCUAGCGUCAUGACGUUCAAGAAGCUCGAUGUUGAGCAAGAUCCAGUGUCUCAAGGCUUCGAAGAAGGCAGAUAUGACAUCGUCAUUGCAGGCAACGUACUCCACGCCACCAGCGACAUGCACCAGUCCCUUCGCGCAGCCCGUAGCCUCUUGAAACCCGGAGGCAAACUCAUCAUGGUUGAGAUUUGCAACCCGGAGAGCAUCCGAGAAGGCCUAAUCUUCGGCUUGCUGCCCGGAUGGUGGCUGCGGACCGAGCGAGGGACGACUUGUGUCUACCCCAACCAGGGCCCCUUGUUGACCGAGGCGCAAUGGAACGAGGUCAUGAUUGACUGCGGCUUCUCCGGAGUUGAUAUGCAGUGGAGAGAUCACGAAGAGCUCCCGUAUCACCGUCUGACCACCAUUGUAGCCACCGCGGUUGAGCCGGCUCCAGAUGUGUUUCCCUCUUCGCGCCCGACGCCUAUGUGUUUUGUUGUAUACGACGAGACAUCAUGCUUACAGCGCAAUCUUUGUCAGGCUUUGGAAGACGAUGUGUUGGGGUCUGGAUCUUCUACUGCUACAGUCUCGGCUCUCUCUCCAAGUCAGGCAGCAACGACGGAUGUCACUGGUGCUACUGUCGUAUGUCUCUUGGAGUUGGACAAGAGCGUUUUGAGAAAGGUGGACGAGACUCAAAUCGAAGUCAUCAAGUCGCUCGCUCUGCGGGCCAAAAGUCUGCUUUGGGUGACAACUGGAGGCGGUCCGGAUACACUCAACCCUGACGCCGAGCUUUCAACCGGGUUUGGGCGUACGAUUUGUUCUGAACGGGGCGAGCAGGGCGUCCUCAUUGCCAGCUUGGCCUCAGAAUCAGUCAAGAACCCUCGCCGAGGCUCCGCACUACUCGCAAAGAUCCUCAGCAAAGUGCAGGAACAACAGGAAGGUGACAACGAUGGCUGGCAUGAGUCGGAGCUGGCCGAAUAUCAUGGCGUCUGGCAUAUUCCCAGGGUGGUUCCAAACGGCUCUCUCAACGAUUCCGUGGCGAGACGAAUCCUCAAGCCCGGGCCUCAGCCCUGCUUCAUCGGCCCCGAAGCGGAUCGUCGCAUCCGGCUCUCGAUCAACAAUCCUGGGCUUCUUGAUACUCUCCGGUUCAAAGAGAUACCCGACGCCGAGAAGCCGCUUACGGAGGACGAAGUCGAGAUUCAAGUCAUGUCUUCCAGCAUCAACUUCAAAGACGUCAUGAUUGCUUUGGGACAGAUCCCAGGCAACGGGUUCGGGUACGAUGGUGCUGGCAUCAUUUCGCGUGUUGGGCCCAAGUGCCAGCACACGAAAGUCGGGGACCGCGUCAUGUUUGUCUCUGUCACCGGGGCUUUCAGCACCUUCGUCCGCGUGUCCGAGCUCCAGACUCACCCCAUGCCGGACACGAUGCCCUUCACCGUGGCUGCGUCCAUCCCCGUGGUGUACUGCACUGCGCUGUACUCGAUCGAUUACGUCGCGCGUCUCCGCCCCGGGGAGAGCAUCUUGAUACACGCGGGGGCGGGCGGUGUUGGUCAGGCCGCCGUCAUGAUUGCCAAGCAGAGAGGCGCCACAAUCUAUGUCACUGCCGGCAGCCAAACCAAGCGCGAUCUGCUCGUCAACGAGUACGGUAUCCCACCAGAGAACAUCUUCAGCAGCCGCGACGCAUCCUUCUACGACGACAUCAUGUGUGCCACCAACGGUCGCGGCGUCGAUGUGGUUCUCAACUCGCUUGGCGGCGAGCUUCUUCAGCAGAGCUGGAGGUGUAUCAAGGUCUUUGGCCGCUUCGUUGAAAUCGGGAAAGCCGACAUUCUGCAGGACACAGGGCUGAGCAUGGCCUCGUUCGAUCGCAACGUGACGUUCUCGGCGGUGGACCUCAUCGUGGUGGUGGAAAACUCCCGCGAGCUGAUGAAGCAGGUUAUGACAGACGUCAUGGCCUUGUGGACUGAGCAUCCCGAAGACGUCCACGAACCCAGACCUCUCCAUGUCUACUCGGCCACUCAGUUUGAAGAGGCGAUGCGAUACCUUCAAAGCGGUAGAAACACCGGCAAGACAGUCAUCGACUGGUCUCAGCCUGCCCAGAUUGAGUUUCUUCCCGCCUUGAAGCCGAGUUACCAAUUCCACUCGGACGCAACCUAUGUCCUGGCCGGUGGUCUCGGUGGUCUGCCCAAGGCAAUCGUGCGCUGGAUGAUCGGCCGAGGGGCGAGGUACUUCCUGCUUUUGUCACGAUCGGGGGCCCAUGGAAAUUCAGACGCUCAAAAGUUCAUGGACGAGGUUGAGAGCCACGGCGCUCGGGUACUCGCCCCUGCUUGCGACAUUUCCAAUCGUCAGACUUUAGAGGCAAUUCUCCUCCAGACACCCCGGGAUUUCCCUCCCAUCAGGGGCUGCAUUCAAGGUGCCAUGGUGCUUCACGACGAGCUGCUGGAAAACAUGACGGCCAGUGUUUGGAACGAGCCUCUCGAAUCCAAAUACUGGGGCUCGCGCAAUCUUGGUGAGAUACUACCACCCGACCUCGACUUCUACAUCAUGUUAUCUUCGUUUGCGGGUGUCAUGGGGAACCGUGGCCAGAGCAAUUAUGCUGCUGGCAACACCUAUCAGGAUGGCUUGGCGCGCCAUCUUGUUUCUCAACGUAGGCAACGCGCCGUGUCUGUGAAUCUCGGCUUGAUUCUCGAGACCGGUUCGGCCAACUCGAAUUACUUCUUCGUUCAGUCUACACUUCGCGCAGGAUUCUCCGGAGUCACCCAAGACCAACUCCUGGGCUUGCUUGACGCUCUCUGCGACCCGAGCUAUGACAACUCCAGUCCUUCGUUCGCGCAGGUGGUACACAUCGCAGACAGUCCAAAGACCCUCUGGGAAAAGGGACACGAGAGUGUCUUGGGCUGGAUGACGAAGCCUCUGUUUCGCAAUCUACACCGUCUGGGAGCCCAGUACGAAGCAGAGGAGGGCAAAGUUGGCGGGUCAUCGGGGACCGAGGUUGAUUAUUUGGCCGAAGUCAAGAGCGCCGAGUCGGCUGACCUGGCUGGGGACAUCAUCGCCAAAGCGCUGAUAACGAAGUUGGCGAAAUCGCUGUCACUCAACGAAACAGAUCUGGACCCGAGCAUGCCCGUCUUCAAAAUGGGAGUCGAUUCACUCAUCGCCGUGGAAGUGAGAUAUUGGUUCUUGAAAACAUUUGGCGCGCAGGUCGCCGUCUUCAGCAUUUUGAAAGAUCAGAGCAUGAACGACUUGUGUCUCUCGGUCGCAAUGGAUAUUAAGAAGUAA
This is a messenger RNA of Colletotrichum destructivum, 7845 nucleotides long. RefSeq names its product Putative Acyl transferase domain superfamily, GroES-like superfamily, alcohol dehydrogenase. Lineage: Eukaryota; Fungi; Ascomycota; Sordariomycetes; Glomerellales; Glomerellaceae. The transcript has 6 exons. Bases 1 to 7845 code for a protein of 2614 amino acids. Gene Ontology annotation, molecular function: fatty acid synthase activity; 3-oxoacyl-[acyl-carrier-protein] synthase activity; phosphopantetheine binding. The record is from RefSeq and is a predicted model, not a curated record. Gene Ontology annotation, biological process: fatty acid biosynthetic process; secondary metabolite biosynthetic process.